CUUAUGUUUUUUAAUUUACGUCUCCGCAAUUUUCUGUUGCCACUUGGAGGAUUGUAAACAUAUGUUUUAUUGCUAGCUACACAGAAAGCAGAUAGCCAAAACGUACGAGAUAAUUGUUGUAUUCUGCCUGUAUCAUACAAUUGCUUUGUUUCUCAGUUCUGUGUAAUAACUGCACAUAUAUCAGCUGUUUAGUGGUCUGAAGCUAGCUAGCUGUCAUAAUAAUCAACACAAGAGACAGCAAGAAGACAAUAUAGCAAUCGUUACUGCAAAGCUGACAUAAUGGCAUCGUUGGCUGCACACGAGCCGAAUAUAAGCCCAAAUUCCAUACCAGUCCUCGCAGACGCUCUGAUGCCCGCGAGCAUUUUCGCUCCGGAUGGAGGAGGUUGUGGAGAUCAUGACGCCGGGGAAGAGUGCCUCGAGGACGGCGACCUCUUCAACGGCGAGACCGGGGAUCUCGGUAUUGACUUCACUAGCAAGGUGGCCCUGGUCAGCCCUAAUGGAGAGCAGUAUGACUCGUUACUACGACAACUCCGGGAGAGGAUGGACGAGGGUUGUGGGGAGACCAUCUACGUUGUUGGGAUGGGCUCAGACGGAGGUGACUAUGGUCUGGAUGAGGGAGACAUGGAGGCGUCUGUAGCCACAGUUCAGUCCCUGUGUGAGCAGACCGAGUCAGAGCUGAUCCUGCUGAGGGAGCGUAUCGAAGCUGGGGGGCAGGUACGCGACUACCUCAUCCGCCGACGCGUGGGUGAUCAAGACUUCUUGGAGGUCAGGGUAGCAGUGGUGGGUAACGUGGAUGCAGGUAAGAGCACCCUGCUGGGGGUGUUGACCCACGGGGAACUGGACAACGGCAGGGGGUUCGCCCGCCAGAAACUCUUCAGGCACAAACACGAAAUGGAGAGUGGCAGGACCAGCAGUGUGGGGAAUGACAUCCUGGGCUUCGACCAGAAGGGACAGGUGGUGAAUAAGCCAGACAGCCAUGGUGGCAGUCUAGACUGGACUAAGAUCUGUGAGAGGUCCUCUAAGGUCAUCACCUUCAUAGACCUAGCUGGACAUGAGAAGUAUCUCAAGACCACAGUGUUUGGAAUGACUGGACACCUGCCUGACUUCUGCAUGCUCAUGGUGGGCAGUAAUGCAGGUAUUGUAGGGAUGACUAAGGAGCAUCUAGGUCUGGCCCUGGCCCUCAAUGUGCCUGUGUUCGUAGUGGUCACCAAGAUAGACAUGUGUCCUGCCAACAUCCUACAAGAGACGUUAAAGCUGCUCCAGAGGUUACUAAAGUCCCCAGGCUGCAGAAAGAUCCCUGUUCUGGUCCAAAACAAAGAUGACGUCAUCGUCACAGCCUCCAACUUCAGCUCUGAGAGGAUGUGUCCAAUCUUCCAGAUCUCCAAUGUGACAGGAGAGAACAUGGACCUGCUGAAGAUGUUCCUCAACCUGCUGUCUUCUAAAACCUCCUACAGAGAAGACGAACCUGCAGAGUUCCAGAUAGAUGACACCUACUCAGUACCGGGUGUAGGCACAGUCGUUUCAGGGACUACUUUACGUGGAUUGAUACGUCUGAAUGACACAAUGUUGUUAGGCCCAGACCCACUGGGCAGUUUCCUCCCCAUUGCAGUCAAAUCUAUCCACAGGAAGAGGAUGCCAGUCAAGGAGGUGAGAGGUGGACAGACUGCCUCCUUCGCCCUCAAAAAGAUCAAGCGUUCAUCCAUAAGGAAAGGCAUGGUGAUGGUGUCCCCCAGGUUAAACCCACAGGCAUCAUGGGAAUUUAUGGCUGAGAUUCUGGUUCUGCACCACCCAACUACGAUAUCACCCCGCUACCAGGCCAUGGUGCACUGUGGCAGCAUCAGGCAGACAGCCACUAUCCUGACCAUGAACAGAGACUGUCUACGAACAGGGGACAAGGCAUCGGUCCACUUCCGCUUCAUCAAGACCCCCGAGUACCUCCACACAGACCAGAGACUGGUGUUCAGAGAGGGACGCACCAAGGCUGUGGGCACCAUCACCAAGCUGCUGCAGUCGACCAAUAAUAUGCCGUCAAACUUCAAACCCCCGCAAAUCAAAAUGCAGUCUACGAAAAAGGCCCCGUACCGCAGAGAGGAUGGAACCACGCCUGCCAAUGAGGACGAAGCGAGCACAGCCCGACCAGACAGUCCGCACCAAUCACAACAACUGACAGAGGGGGAGGAUGACCCUCAGAGUAAUGAGGGAAACAAAGAGAGCAAGACAAAGUCAGGAGGAGGGAGCAGGAGACGAGGAGGACAGAGACAUAAAGGCAAAUCAAACCAGAGCAGCUCCACCACAGCAGCCCCGUCAUCAGCAGGCACAGGAGGUUCCUAAACGACACCCCUCUCAGCCCCCAAACUACAGUACUUCCUCCAUCCACCUGUUUCAGCAGACAACUACCCCCCCUUCCCAAAACUACUCCACUACAAACCCCUGUCAAAAAAAAUGGGGUCAUAAAAUGUCCCUUUCCCAACCCCUCUCCCUCUAUACCACCCAUCUAUCUAUCGCCUUAUCUUAUCUUGUCUUUAUCACUCACACCAGAGAAAGUCUAGGUGAAAAGCAGCUCCCAGCUCUGUGCUUGUAGAUGGUUACCUCUGCCUCCUCACUCUCCUCAUCUUAUCUCUGAUUAGUUUAGAAAGCAUCCUUAUAUUUACAGUAUAUGAACCUGAUAUGCCUUCUUUCAUUGGGUCUACGGUGAGAAUCACUGUAAUACUGUGUAUAGUUAAUCAUGGGCCCGAAGCCACAUGGGCAGCUAUUCCCUUACAGUAGAGUAACCCAGCUCCAUGCACUAUAGCUCAUUGUUUCACUGUUUAGCAGGCAUACUAGUUACUCUCAUUUCCUAUUUACCACUAGAAUCCCCCAAUAUGACAUAAUGAAGCAUGUUUUCUAUUUAAUUUUAUACUAAAAUGUGAAGAUUAAUGAAAGGAAGUAAGGUCACAACUGACAUAGUGAAUGGUACAUUUUAGUGGGCCUUCAUUAUGAGUGAAAUAUUGUAGAUAAGAUGUUUAAUUGGCCAUUUAUGACCGAAAGGAAAGCCAGGGUUUGUCUGACUAUCAUCACACCCUUUCUCAAGUCCGUCCUCCAUGGCCCAGAAAGGGAUUGAGUGUUUGUGGGUGAAAUGGAAAAAUAUCCUCCUCUCCUCGAUAGCCACCUUUCAUGGAGGACAGUCAUGUGUAUCUUCCUCUUUGAAGAGUUUACAACUAUACUACACCCCUGUGAAUCAGCUGUUGUCUAAAUAAAUGUAAAUGCAUUUCACUUUACACUUAUUUUGGGAUCACACCUGUAAUUUUCCUGAGCAGAGGAGUCGUCAUUUAUCCACGUUCGUCAUUUUUCAGGAGGCGAGAGGAGUUGAAGGCAACUUGUCCUGUCUAAAAUGAUUCCAUUUACACUGAAAAUAAGGUUUAUUUAAGAAUAUAAUGUACACUUGAUUAGCAACUGUUUAAGUGAGACAUUGAUUGUAAUAAUAGUUGCAGUGCUGUUUGGACCAUCACUGUUUACAUAGUUGUGGAAUUCUGUUUGCUUCUGACAUUCACCAAUAAAAACAGGCUUUAUUGAUCUCUGAUUGGUCAACUGUUGUACAUGAAAUGAAUUUAUAUUUAAACAGUGAAAACUAUAGGCAUAGGGGUUGAAAUUAGGGUUAACGUUGUGUAUAGUUUCAGUGAGGUUAGUGAGUCUGAACUGAUACCAUUUGUCUGUGCAGUAUGACAGAAGUCUAUAGGUACGGUAGCAUUGCUACGGGUUAAGAUGAGGGGAAUGAAUACAAGUUACUGGGAUAGUAUACCACCAUUUUCUGAUGGUUAAAUACACUACCUUUCAUUUAAUAUCAGAGCACAGCAGGGAGAUUGAGUUUAUUUUCUUAUGUAUAUAGUGUAAUAUUACUGCAAGGUGAUGUGAGUCAAGUGGCUUUUCUUCAGUAAUUACACACCAAGAUGGAGGUUAGUUCGAUGGCGGAUGGACACAUCCAUUGUAAUAUAAAGAAAUUAACUGAAAUAAAAGUUUACAUAGUUCUUCCCAGUCAGCAAAGUGACUACUACAGAUACACUGUUUAGUAGCCCACAACGGAGAGCCAUGUUGGCACUAAACAUUUGGAGACAAUAGUGGAUGGAAUGCAGAGUAGAAUGGGAUUGUUGGGUACCAACACAGAUCGACAGCGUGGUUGGAGUAGGUUCCACUUCUCAAUCAGCACCUCCUACUACAAUACUGGUAGCAGGACACACGAACACAGGAGUACGUUCCACUUCUCAAUCAGCACAUCCUACUACAGUACUGGUAGCAGGACACACGGACACAGGAGUACGUUCCACUUCUCAAUCAGCACAUCCUACUACAGUACUGGUAGCAGGACACACGGACACAGGAGUACGUUCCACUUCUCAAUCAGCACAUCCUACUACAGUACUGGUAGCAGGACACACGGACACAGGAGUACGUUCCACUUCUCAAUCAGCACAUCCUACUACAGUACUGGUAGCAGGACACAGGAGUACGUUCCACUUCUCAAUCAGCACAUCCUACUACAGUACUGGUAGCAGGACACACGGACACAGGAGUACGUUCCACUUCUCAAUCAGCACAUCCUACUACAGUACUGGUAGCAGGACACACGAACACAGGAGUAGGUUCCACUUCUCAAUCAGCACAUCCUACUACAGUACUGGUAGCAGGACACACGAACACAGGAGUAGGUUCCACUUCUCAAUCAGCACAUCCUACUACAGUACUGGUAGCAGGACACACGGACACAGGAGUAGGUUCCACUUCUCAAUCAGCACAUCCUACUACAGUACUGGUAGCAGAACACAGGAGUAGGUUCCACUUCUCAAUCAGCACAUCCUACUACAGUACUGGUAGCAGGACACAGGAGUACGUUCCACUUCUCAAUCAGCACAUCCUACUACAGUACUGGUAGCAGAACACAGGAGUAGGUUCCACUUCUCAAUCAGCACAUCCUACUACAGUACUGGUAGCAGGACACACGGACACAGGAGUAGGUUCCACUUCUCAAUCAGCACAUCCUACUACAGUACUGGUAGCAGGACACAGGAGUACGUUCCACUUCUCAAUCAGCACAUCCUACUACAGUACUGGUAGCAGGACACACGAGUACGUUCCACUUCUCAAUCAGCACAUCCUACUACAGUACUGGUAGCAGGACACACGGACACAGGAGUACGUUCCACUUCUCAAUCAGCACAUCCUACUACAGUACUGGUAGCAGGACACACGGACACAGGAGUAGGUUCCACUUCUCAAUCAGCACAUCCUACUACAGUACUGGUAGCAGGACACAGGAGUACGUUCCACUUCUCAAUCAGCACAUCCUACUACAGUACUGGUAGCAGGACACAGGAGUACGUUCCACUUCUCAAUCAGCACAUCCUACUACAGUACUGGUAGCAGGACACACGGACACAGGAGUACGUUCCACUUCUCAAUCAGCACAUCCUACUACAGUACUGGUAGCAGGACACAGGAGUACGUUCCACUUCUCAAUCAGCACAUCCUACUACAGUACUGGUAGCAGGACACAGGAGUACGUUCCACUUCUCAAUCAGCACAUCCUACUACAGUACUGGUAGCAGGACACACGGACACAGGAGUACGUUCCACUUCUCAAUCAGCACAUCCUACUACAGUACUGGUAGCAGGACACACGGACACAGGAGUACGUUCCACUUCUCAAUCAGCACAUCCUACUACAGUACUGGUAGCAGGACACACGGACACAGGUGCUACUACGACAUCAGAUCAGUGCCCACUGUAGCAAAAC
This is a messenger RNA of Oncorhynchus mykiss (rainbow trout), 5767 nucleotides long. Its product is annotated as GTP-binding protein 1. Lineage: Eukaryota; Metazoa; Chordata; Actinopteri; Salmoniformes; Salmonidae. Gene Ontology annotation, biological process: translational elongation. The record is from RefSeq and is a predicted model, not a curated record. Gene Ontology annotation, molecular function: GTPase activity; translation elongation factor activity; GTP binding.